ACUUCAACGAGGGUUGUGCAGCAAUGAAAAAAAUUGGCGUACCCAAUUUCCUCUCCAAAAUUGGCGUGAUAGUUACCAUUCUCUUUAUUGUAAUACAAGAUUCGCUUCAACAAGACCCAGGCCAAAUUGCGGAGGGUGGCUUCAAAAAUUUUAUGUCCGACGUUAUCUCAAAUUUUCCGGAAUGGAUCAGGGAAAAUAGGUUGGAUCCUACUCCCCCGAUAACUCAGGUGUUCUCAGUCGAUAUUGAUACAGGACCCAUCUCCCUGAGAGGAAGCAUUUACAACGUCUCAGUUAUUGGUUUGUCAAGCAUUGAUAAUUACACGUUUGAGCCUUAUUACACAUCAUAUGCGACUCUUCGGAUCGGAAUGCGUGUAUAUUUGCGACAUGGUGGAAUUCAAGGAAAUUACAAUGUAACUGGACAAGCCGUUGAGACGUUCCCGCUGAAUGUAACGAGUACGUUUAAGGUGGUUUCAGACAACCUUAAAAUCAAUAUUUUCAUCCGCUUUACACAAACGAGUGGAAGGAUUAUUUUACUAAACUUAUCAACAGUCUCGACAAGCACGUAUAACGAUUUCGAAUUUGAGAAAAUUUCCCUAUCAGCGAAGUUUGACAACCUGUUUGACCUUUCACCCACGAUAACACCCGAAUAUGAAAAAUACGUAACCGACCAUCUUGCCACGAUACUGGCAGAGAAGAUAACCGUAUUUUUCGAUCCCUUAUUAUGCAGGGUAUGCACGUAAAGUUCUCGGUGAGUAAGUUUUUUGUCGGAAAUUUUACGAAUGUAUUUCGGUCUGAAAGAAUCGCAAAGUCCGUACACCUAGCUAAUUAAGUACCUCACAAUGACACAAUUUUUCAAGCUAUACCGUGAUUUUUCUAACGAGUUAUCUAUUGAUAAGCUGGAAAUGUUUGCCUGCAACGGAAGUGAAAGUAAUUUUUCGUGACGGAAGUAAAAAUGGAGAAAGUUUCACUUCCCUCGUCAUUCCCUCGCAUUUCUAGCUAAUUUUAUAGCAAAAAGUGAUUCCCUGGAAUUAUGAACAAUCCGACUUAAUUUUCACGAAAUCAAAUAAGCUCUCGCCCGGCGGGAGACAGCUUACACGUUAGUAUCAAAUAACAUGUAAAGUCAAAAAUUAGGAAUCAUACAUAUAUAUGACACUUAUGUACCUUCCCUUCGAAGGCACACUUCAAACAUUUGCGGUACAGUUUACGCGUCCGGUUCGGUUUUCACAAUCUGGAGGAAAAGAUGACAGGAAAUUAAACAUCGCCACAAAUAUUUUUCUUCAAAGCGGUCAUUCUAACGAAAGAUAAGUGCCAUGGUUCCAAAUUAUUGGCUCGAUUGUUUGACAUGACUUGUUAGAAAUGCUCGGUAUACAUAGCUUAAUAACGGCUAGUUUCUCAGUUGCGUUAUGUUUCAAGCUGGGGUGUCCGAUUUGAUUUAGAUUAACUGCAAUUUUAGACAUUUGUUUGUGGCCAUGAUCCUAAUAAUCAUUUUUACUCGAAGAGUAAAUGACCAUCUCUAUGUGUCCAUGCGCAUGCUUUGUGAUAGUAACAGAUAUGUGUUUAACAUUAUAUCCUGCAAGGGACAUUCACGACCUGGGUACCUACAAUGUUUCUUAUAUGAGUAACCAGGAAAUAAGAAUGGAUCCUUCAUCCGGGGUCCUAGUAGAUUCUAAAAAAACAUACUGGGUACCCUGGACUCAAACGCCAGGUUGUGAGUGUCCCCUGUUAGAACCGUCCGUUCUACCAACUACAACUACACCAACUACAACUACACCAACUACAACUACACCAACUACAAACAAAAAAAACCAACUACAACUACA
Messenger RNA from Folsomia candida, 1820 nucleotides. RefSeq lists its product as uncharacterized. The record is from RefSeq and is a predicted model, not a curated record. Lineage: Eukaryota; Metazoa; Arthropoda; Collembola; Entomobryomorpha; Isotomidae. The transcript has 5 exons. Bases 24 to 740 code for a protein of 238 amino acids.